Messenger RNA from Acinonyx jubatus (cheetah), 3518 nucleotides. RefSeq names its product olfactory receptor 4X2. The transcript has a single exon. The coding region runs from base 1302 to 2231 and encodes 309 amino acids. Gene Ontology annotation, molecular function: G protein-coupled receptor activity; olfactory receptor activity. Gene Ontology annotation, biological process: G protein-coupled receptor signaling pathway. NCBI's taxonomy places the organism in Eukaryota, Metazoa, Chordata, Mammalia, Carnivora, Felidae. The record is from RefSeq and is a predicted model, not a curated record. Gene Ontology annotation, cellular component: membrane.
CCAUCCAUCCAUCCACCCAUCCACCCACUUAUUUUUAAUAACCCUUUAGACAUCACAUAGAUACCACCUGAAGAAACCUGAUGUAAACUUACGAGACUGGACAGAUAGCAGUGCUUCCUUUCAUAAAUGGCUUCUUGGUAAAAUACCCCAGCUAGGCUGAGAGUUUGGUGCUGGCCUCUUCUCUCUUUGUCUCUGAAGGCAUAAACUCUAUCAGUGAUUUCCUUCUGGCUCAUGGUGGUCCUUCACCAGCUGAGCCUACCCCACUUGCUAGAGGAAGGAAGCUUUGUGGCAUGAGUGGGUGUCAUGUGACUCCUAAUCUCAGAACCCCAGAACCUCACUGUAUGAGGGGCCGUAUUGAUACACACAGAUCUCAGCCACUUUGAACAAAGUCCAGCAUGGAUGAGGGCAGUGUACAAAUCAGUCAGUGCGCAAUCUUGCUGAAGCCCUGGGGUGUUGGAAGGCUGGAAUUAGAGAAGGUUGUGUCAGAGCAUGAGUAGACGCUGUGGGCAGAGGGUGUUUAUACUUCUCUUGCCCCUGGGGGGGGCAUAUGAUAGGAGGUACCAGUGAAGAGAGGAGUUGUGUAUGGGUUGAGCUGGACCUUUGGAAAGGGAUGAGGUCACCAAGUGACCAAGUGUAGAAGGAGGGAAAGGAGGAGAAGCAGAAAUAAGAACGCUGAGUGUCAAGAGGUAUAUUUUCUGGAGUCUGAAAGGUAAGUGGAGAGGUGAGAAUCAUGUUCUGCAAACCAAGGAUGGAAAGGGGACAAGAGGAAGUGGUACAAAGAAAAACUGCAGGCAAAAGACAACUGAAAUCAUUCAAAGGCCAUAGAGAGACCUUUAAAAUAGAGACAGCAACACUGUCCUUACUGCCACCAUCAUCUGAGGGGACAUUCAUCUCCUAAUAGGUGCCCCCUCCUCUGGUCUCCUCCCAUUAGUCCAACCUCCAUAUACAAAGGGAUUUUACUCUCCAGCUGAUGAACAUUCCUGAAGAUUUCCUGUUGUCUGCAGGAUAAACCCCUAAGUGCACAACACUCCUUCAGGAACUAGUGCUAGACUCUGUCUCCAGUUUUAUUUUUUAUAUUCUGCCCUUUACUCCAGCCACACAUGGGUGGAUUUUCAUGACUUUGUACACUCUUCUUUUUUGGACUGUUCUUUCCUUCUGUACAUAACUAACUAAAGUCUACUCAUCUUUCAAUAUCCAGCUCACAGAUUGGCACGGGAUUAAUACGUAAUUCAUGCACUUAAUGAGUCUUUUGUAUCAUUUCAGAUCACCCCACACAAAUUACUGCCUCCUGUGGCAACUUCAUGGCUCGCAUACACAAUGUGACUGAAUUCAUUUUCCUAGGAUUUUCUCCCAGCCGGGAGGUGCAGAAAGUUUGUUUUGUGCUAUUUCUGCUUUUGUACACAGCAGUUGUGCUGGGGAAUUCCCUCAUUGUGCUCACUGUCAUGACCAGCAGAAGUCUUGGUUCUCCCAUGUACUUCUUCCUCAGCUGCCUGUCCUUUGUGGAGCUCUGCUACUCCUCUACUACAGCCCCCAAACUCAUCUCAGAUUUGCUGGCUGAAAGGAAAGCAAUAUCACUGUGGGGCUGCAUGACACAGCUUUUCUUUAUGCACUUCUUCGGUGGUGCUGAGAUCUUCCUGCUCACUGUGAUGGCCUAUGACCGCUAUGUGGCCAUCUGUAGGCCCCUCAACUACAGGACUAUCAUGAACCGGCAAGUGUGUGCUGUCCUGGUGGGAGUAGCAUGGGUGGGGGGCUUUGUGCAUUCCUUUGCCCAAAUCCUCCUGCUCUUCCACUUGCCCUUCUGUGGCCCCAAUGUGAUUGACCACUAUUUCUGUGACCUGCUUCCCCUGCUCAAACUUGCCUGCUCUGACACCUUCCUCGUCGGUCUGCUGAUUGUUGCCAACGGGGGGACCUUGUCUGUGAUCAGCUUUGGGAUCAUCUUAGCCUCCUAUGUGGUCAUUUUACUCCAUCUGAGGACUCGAAGCUCUGAGGGGCGGAGUAAGGCCCUCUCCACCUGUGGGUCCCAUAUCACCGUGGUUACCUUAUUCUUUGGGCCCUGCAUCUUCAUCUAUAUGAGGCCUUCCACCACCUUGUCUGUAGACAAGAUGGUGGCCGUGCUCUACACCGUCAUCACGCCGCUCCUCAACCCUGUCAUCUACUCCCUGAGAAGUGCUCAAGUGAAGAAGGCCAUGAAGAAACUGUGGAUCAGGGCAAUGAAGCUAGAUGAGAAAUAGAGGCUGACUCUUGGUAUUGAUCCUUGGGUUUAGAAUGAUGCUGAGUCCAAACUGAAGGGGCAGAAUGGGGUGAAGGAAAGGUCACAGCACUUGUUAUUUCUGGAGUAAUUCUAAUGGUCUCAUCUGCAAACACUGUAUUCAAAUGACCUGUGAGAUAGUUCCUCUUAUGGAUAUAUCUAUAACUUGAUUGCCCAUUUUCUGUUAGAUGUUCAGAUUGUUUCUAAUUUUUUUAUUGCUAUAAAUAACACUGUGUUAAGUAUUCUUGAAUGGAAAUCUUUAUACUUCUGAAAUUCUGUUUGACUCACUUGCUAUAAUGAAUCUACUGUGUUAAAAGGGAUAAUGACCUUGAUGUAUAGUGUUAAAUCGAUUCUUAGAAAGAUUGUAGGGGCAUCUGGGUGGCUCAGUUGGCUGAGUGUCCAACUCUUGAUUUAAGCUCAGAUCAUGUUCUCACAGUUCGUGAGUCCCAGCCCUGCCUGGGGCUCUAUGCAGUCAGUGCAGAGUCUGCUUGGGAUUCCCUCUCUCUCUCUCUCUCUCUCCCCCUAUCCUGCUUGUGUGUGCUCUUUCUCACUCAAAAUAAAUAAACUUUAAAAGGGUUGUAAUAACCUUUCUUGUGAAAGUACUCCUGACAAAUUAAACACUGUCAUUAAACAUUUUCUUGAUGGCAAACAAGAUUUUACAUAGUCUCAAAGUAUCUCCCCAUAAGAUACUUAUUAAUCGCAAAAGACAAACAUGGCUCUACAGUUGAGAAAACUGGAAGACAUUCCCUUAAACAUUUACUCAAGUAAACAUCAUCAGUAUUGAGACUGGAGAGGCACAGGAUAACAUUGCUGUGGUAUUCUUGCCACAAAUACACAAUCUGAGUCUAACCGUGACAAAAUAUCAGGCAAACCCCAACUGAAAAAUAUUCUGCAAAAUUAACAGCCUGCAUUCUUCAAAACAUGAAUAAGAGAUUACGGAAUUUUUCCAGAUACAGACAUAGGUAAUUAGAUGCAACCUGUGAUCCUUGAUUGGAUUCUGUACUGGAUGAAGGUCAUUAGUGAGCACAAGCUGUGUUGAGGGGACGAUAGAAUUGUAUCAGAGUUAUUUCCUGAUUCUGAUAAUUGUGUGUUUAUGUCAGAGAAUGUCCUUGGAUUGGGGAAUCAUUUAGUAAGGUAUCUAAAGGUAAGUGGGCAUUAUGUCAUCAACUUUGAAACAUUUCAGAAAAAUUUGUUUGCCUACCUGUCAAUCUAGUGAGAGAAUGAAUGGUAAAGAAAAUGUGGCAAAAUGUUAAUAUUUGGGGAAUUUGGA